GCGACAACAAGGAGGCUCGUAACUUCCCAGACUGUCGUCGUACCCAGACACAUUAUGGCUGCUGUGAAGACAAGUUGUUCGGGGAUUCUGCGCACUCUGUGAAAUGACGCGGUCACGAUGCUGUUCAAUGUCCUGUGUAUUCUUAUCGCCGCCCAAGUCCCGUCUGUCCCAGGACUGUCUGAGGUGCCACCAGCACCGCCACAGAACGUCCAUGUUGACAACUGGCUGCUGACAUGGCCUCCUGCCCCCGAGGACGGAAACGUCACCUACACCGUUCAGUACAGCAGCUUUGACAGCGCUGUGUGGACGGAUGUACCAGCAUGUGUCCACAUAUCUUCGAAUUCCUGUUCUGUUAUUUCCACCAAAGCGAAGGGCAAGCACGGCUGCGUUAUGCUCCGUGUGCAAGCGGAGAGACGGGGUCUGACCUCGAGACCAGUCAAAGCCUGUAGCCGACACGGUGACUCGUGUACGCCAGACUUCAGUCUGACUGCAGGUGCAAAGCCGGGCUCCCUGACUGUACUUCUGCGUAGGAACCACAGUCUGGCUCAGGAACAUGGAGACCACGCUCGACACCGGGUCUAUUAUGGCAAGGAGGGAGAACCCCGGCAGGAGUACGUAGAUGCUGUGUCCUCGGUGACCAUCCCUGCGCUGCAGGUGGGACAGCGGUACUGUGCAGAGGUGCAGUACCUUUACUUCAGUACGCCCGUCGGACUGGGCGCCUGUGCUCAGUGUGAGCUCAUCCCUGAGGCCGGAGAAGACUCCAAACAGUCAGAGAUCAUAGCAGCUGUGGUGCCUGUCGUCGUGGUCCUGUUCAUUCUGAUACCUGUGGGAGCGUACUUCCUCAUCUUCCAGCGUGGGACAAUCAAACAGUGGCUGCGUCCUCCGUACCAGAUCCCAGAAGACUUCUUGCUUGAUCGAUUUCCAGAGAAUCUUCCCGUCUCCAGCAGCAGCCCCACAGAGGAGCACUGCCUUGUCAUCACUUCCUUCUCCCCAGAGGAGCUCAGCAAAUGAGAGCAGCCGCCCUCCACCUGCUUCUGCACUACACCGCCUCUCUGUGGCCUUCGUACUCUGCUGUGUGGGAUCAGACCUGACCAUUGAACUGUUGGGAGACUGUCCUGAGCCCACAUAUUUAUAUCUGGCCUGCUUCUCCCUGCAGCCAGACCUUCUGCUGAUAUGGAUUUAGGUGACAUAAACUUCAUUGCUGGGAUGAGGGAGAGAAAAGGGAGAACCACUCUCAGCCCACUGGAGAUAAGCUCCACACGGUGUGUUAUCCCCGCUCUCUCUCUCAUUGGGUGUAAUAUAGGAAAUUACAAGCAAAAUGUAACAAACGCCAAAGUUGAGGAAGAUUUUCAGAUUCACAGAAAUGUGUACGCCAAAAUGAGCAAACAACCUAGAUUUGCAUUUCUGCACCAUUUCUAUGAGCAUCCGUCUGUGAGAUACUUCUGAAGUGAGCACAUUGCCUUGUCGACCGAUGGACAGCCCAUGAUAAACAGUUAAACCCACAAGCAGACUGCAAUCAGGACCAGUGCCACAUGUACGUCUACGUGACACUAGUUGUAGUUAAGGUCACCACAGCAGAGAACUUUACUGAUUCCUUACAAAGAUCACAUAGUGUACAGUCCUAAUGUCUUCAUGUGGUACUUUAGCUUAUUAUGAUGCAUAUCACUGUUUACAACAUGUUAGCAUUACAGACAUUAAUGAACCAGAUGAUAUUGCUCAUAGCAUUAACCAAGUUCUAUAGAACAAAGCUCUGACAGAAGUAGCGAUUUGUUGAAUCUGUGAUCUUGAGGAAGAGUUUGUCUGUAAUUCCUGAAUAUUUCUUUACAUGUCUGAAUCAAUCAAACGUCUGACCUGAAUCCUGAAGAAGAGCACGAGUUCAGAGUGAAGACUGAGUCUUUCAUCUGUGACACUGCUGGGAACGGAGGAUUCCUCUUCAGUCGAUCUUAAAUAAGUUCUGACAUCAACAAAAAGGACAGAAGCAGCAUUGGCACGGACUUUAUUUCUUUAAGUCAGAACACUAACCAGUCAAUCAUACUGAACCCUAUUCUGGCAUUUUCUGUUCUAUGUCCAACCAGUCAGGAAGUCUGACACCACGGUGUCUCUCCAGCUCAACAUUGCUAACAGAACAUUAUGUAAGCAUCCUAAACUUUCAGAAGCGGUGACUUCGAACCAUGUGUAUCAGUUGGUAGGAUGUUGCAGGCCUUUGCUCUGGACAGUCUGACACUGACUCAAAAUAAAUGACUUGUGAAACUGAAA
This is a messenger RNA of Anarrhichthys ocellatus (wolf-eel), 2256 nucleotides long. It is a transcript of the gene ifngr2, whose product is annotated as interferon gamma receptor 2. Gene Ontology annotation, biological process: cytokine-mediated signaling pathway. Gene Ontology annotation, cellular component: plasma membrane. The transcript is spliced from 7 exons. Gene Ontology annotation, molecular function: protein binding; cytokine receptor activity. NCBI's taxonomy places the organism in Eukaryota, Metazoa, Chordata, Actinopteri, Perciformes, Anarhichadidae. Bases 118 to 1011 code for a protein of 297 amino acids. The record is from RefSeq and is a predicted model, not a curated record.